Molecule: messenger RNA, 2242 nt
Organism: Erinaceus europaeus (western European hedgehog)
Lineage: Eukaryota; Metazoa; Chordata; Mammalia; Eulipotyphla; Erinaceidae
Gene: ACTR1B
Product: actin related protein 1B
Exons: 11
Coding region: 155-1285 (376 amino acids)
Source: RefSeq, a predicted model, not a curated record
CAGAAAGCCCCGCGGGACCUGCGUAGGUUGCGCACUGGGAAUGGGAGGGGUGCGGCGCCACCGGGUCUGGAGACUCCGCUGUCCUUAGUCUGUGGAUCCAACUGCCAGUUCCUCCUGCAGCCCGCCUGCUGGGCAGGGCCGGCCCGGCCCGGCUAUGGAGUCCUACGACAUCAUCGCCAAUCAGCCCGUGGUCAUCGACAACGGCUCAGGGGUGAUCAAGGCUGGCUUUGCAGGAGACCAGAUUCCCAAAUACUGUUUCCCAAACUAUGUUGGGCGCCCUAAGCAUAUGCGGGUGAUGGCAGGAGCCCUGGAGGGGGACCUCUUCAUUGGACCAAAAGCAGAGGAACACCGGGGGCUACUGACCAUCCGAUAUCCCAUGGAGCAUGGUGUGGUACGAGAUUGGAAUGACAUGGAGCGCAUCUGGCAGUAUGUCUACUCCAAGGACCAGCUGCAGACCUUCUCCGAGGAGCACCCUGUCCUUCUAACAGAAGCUCCACUCAACCCCUGUAAGAACCGGGAGAAGGCAGCAGAGGUAUUCUUUGAGACCUUCAACGUGCCAGCCCUGUUUAUCUCCAUGCAGGCCGUGCUCAGCCUGUAUGCAACAGGACGCACCACAGGAGUGGUUUUAGACUCUGGGGACGGGGUUACCCAUGCUGUCCCUAUCUACGAGGGCUUUGCCAUGCCACACUCCAUAAUGCGAGUUGACAUUGCCGGUCGAGAUGUCUCCCGCUAUCUCCGGCUGCUGCUGCGGAAAGAAGGAGUCGACUUUCACACCUCAGCUGAGUUUGAGGUUGUCCGGACCAUCAAAGAGCGAGCCUGCUACCUGUCCAUCAACCCACAGAAGGACGAAGCUCUGGAGACAGAGAAGGUGCAAUAUACUUUGCCAGAUGGCAGCACACUUGAUGUGGGGCCAGCACGAUUCCGGGCCCCUGAGCUGCUGUUCCAGCCAGACCUGGUAGGAGAUGAGAGUGAGGGGCUCCACGAGGUACUGGCCUUUGCCAUCCACAAGUCUGACAUGGAUCUUCGCCGGACACUGUUUGCCAACAUUGUGCUGUCAGGAGGCUCCACACUUUUCAAAGGCUUUGGUGAUCGACUGCUAAGUGAAGUAAAGAAGCUUGCCCCAAAAGAUGUCAAAAUCAAGAUCUGGGCCCCUCAGGAACGGCUGUACUCCACGUGGAUCGGUGGCUCCAUCCUGGCCUCACUGGACACUUUUAAGAAGAUGUGGGUAUCCAAAAAGGAGUAUGAAGAGGAUGGCUCCCGUGCUAUUCAUCGUAAAACAUUCUAGUGGAGGAGGGUGUAGCGUAUUGGGAGAAUGGGAGGAUAGCGGCAUCAGAGCCCUGAGCCCUCUGAUCUGGGAUCACAACAGGCUGAGGGGGUCCUGUAUGUCCUGACCCCAGCAGGUGGUACAGCAGCACAUCCCUGAAGCCAUACCUUCAAUCACAGUAACAUUUACCUACAUGGAUGGGAGCCUUGAGCUGGAGUAUAGAAAUUGAGGAACCUGGCUUUGGGUUGUCCUGGGGUCUCUCUUAGCAGGACCAUUUUGACCUACAUUCCUGAGCUACAAGGCCAGACACCCAAAUACCCCCAUUUCCUCUAAUAGGAAACUUGGCAGUGCCAGAGUGCCUGGAUGCCUGUGUAACUAGCCUUGGAGAGUAGAUUGGAGUAGCAGGCACCCAGCAGGUCCAUGUUGGUGCCCCAUUGCUUCUCAUGCUACUUUCUCCUUCUGACCCAACAGGGUAGCCCAGAGAGCCGCAUCGAGGCACCCUCAACCUUUCAUACUCAUACCAAGGCACCCCUUUCACACUCUGUCCUCCUGUCUCCUAGGCUAGUGCCUGUGGAGACUGAACACUGGGAAAUCUUCUGUUCCCAGCAAUGGGUCUAGCUCAAGGUCAAAACCUUUGGAACCAGGACAGAAGAUAUGUGGCCUUCAGGAGGCCAGUUGGCUGAGCUCUCCCUGUCAAAGCAUUUCAUUGACUGCUGCUCCCUCUCCUUUAUCCUCAGCACCUUAAGACAGUAAAGGGUUAAUGAUGUUCAUUUGUGGUGGAGAAGCCACUUAAUCAGGAGUCAGACCUAGACAACAUCAGGGAGACACAUUUCCUUCUCCCACCACCCCAAGAAUGACAUCUUCAUUUACCCUGUGGCUGGGACCCACACCACUCCCCUAAAUAUGUACAAUAAUUUAACACAGUUGCCUGAAAACAAUUUUUUGUAAAUCAUUAUAGUAAUAAUUAUAGACAUGGCA